CCCGACUGCUCUUACCAUUGUUUGUUUGUUUCGCCCUCACAAGGAAGGCUGAAUCAGAGCAGGGACUACUACCAAUAUCUUGAAGCAACGAACUUGUGGCAUUGCUACAACACUUGUUGCCCUCCUCCAGCGGUUGCUUGCUCGCGGACAGGCGGGUAUGGCCAGCUCGUCAGGUCGUUGUGUCAGUUUGGCGUGCUACCGGCACACUCUAUCGACUUCACCACCUUCAUCAAAUAUUCUCACAAAUGUCGGAAGCGGGCAAUGUUUCCAUCUUAUCAAAAUACUCAAGUUGCAACUCGAAGCCUCGCGCUGCUCUCUUUCCCAUGACACCAGCCAUCAACCUCACGGAUAUAAGCUGUUUCAACUGCCGCGCGAGGUAGACACUGCAACACUCAAGACUCUACGAGAGUUCCUCCCUCACUUGAUCUCUAGAACUUCGUCUUGGCGUAUUCAAAACCACAGCUUCCUAACAGCGUCUUUCUCCGGGUUCCCCCGGACGCCUGUAAGGUAUUUAUCGGUAUUGUAUAAGGACUUUAUCACAUUGCAGAGCCUUGCCUUCACACUCUCUUUCUUAGACAGAUUCCGCGAUAUGUCUAAAACACUCUACAUAGUCACGUUUGGUGUCUGAGUUAACGUCUUACCGCGGUCCGGUCAUCACGUCUGCGAUGUAAUGCUCUUUGCUGACAUCUGGUUUGGCCCCUCAUCCGCUCACCAUCGCAUCAACAACUUGAAGGACCAUCCUACCCCGACAGAGAGUACAAUUAGUUGGAUGGAAUGACAGGUUUUAGCCAGAAAAAAUCCGAGAGCCACCUCGCUUUCGCCCUUUCACAAAAUUAGCGAACGCUC
Colletotrichum phormii is the source of this 846-nucleotide messenger RNA. RefSeq lists its product as uncharacterized. The coding region runs from base 158 to 628 and encodes 156 amino acids. NCBI's taxonomy places the organism in Eukaryota, Fungi, Ascomycota, Sordariomycetes, Glomerellales, Glomerellaceae. The transcript has a single exon. The record is from RefSeq and is a predicted model, not a curated record.